Messenger RNA from Chrysemys picta bellii (western painted turtle), 2367 nucleotides. NCBI's taxonomy places the organism in Eukaryota, Metazoa, Chordata, Testudines, Emydidae. The record is from RefSeq and is a predicted model, not a curated record.
UCAGCCAAGCGGGACCGGUCACCCUGGCAACAAAGCGGCCCCAGCCCGCGGAAUUUCAAUUCCGCCGCCAGGAGGACCUGCCACCGAUUGGCUGCUUUCCGCACUGCCCCGCCUCCUGGGCAGCAGCAGCCAAUCAGGGCGAGCACUCUCCUGUCCUGCAGAAGCCGAUGCUGUUCGCGCAAAAGGGGAUGCAGACGAGAGACGUGGCUGCGAACGAGCGACCCUUCUGUUGCGCUCCCGUCCCGCCCGCCCGCCCGCGCGGCGCUGCACCGGCCUGGGAAGGGGAUCCGGCUGCAGGCCCCGGGAGGCGCAGAGGCUGAGGCCAGGCUCACCGGACUGCCAUUGCCAGGACAGCGCUACUUUGGAGAGAUGGCUGCUGAGGAAUCCCAACCCCUGUUGAGCUCCAGGAAGCCCAGUGAGCAAUGGUUGCUGCCUGCUGAGAGCUUCCCUGUGCUGGAUGUCUACCUGAGUAAUGGGAGAACCAACAAUUGUAUACACAUGCAGAAUUUCUGCUUGACUCAUGCCUGGCUCUUUUACAGCAAAGUCCAGAACAGAAAGCUAUAUCUGGCCACCUUUGCUGCUGUUUUGGGACCCCUCAGCUUUGGAUUUGUCCUAGGUUACAGUUCACCAGCUAUUCCAGAUCUGAAGAAAAUUAGUGACCCUAAAUUAAGAUUAGACACCAACGAAGCAUCAUGGUUUGGGUCUGUAGUAACAUUAGGAGCUGCUGCUGGAGGAAUACUGGGAGGCUGUAUGGUGGAUAAAGUUGGGAGGAAGUUGAGUUUGAUGCUGUGCUCAAUACCAUAUGUCUCUGGGUUUACAAUUAUCAUAUCCGCCCAGAAUGUCUGGAUGCUUUACAUUGGACGAAUAUUGACUGGGUUAGCCAGUGGCAUAACUUCACUUGUUGUUCCAGUGUAUAUUUCUGAAAUAUCCCACUCAAAAAUUCGAGGAACACUUGGCUCAUGUGUUCAGCUGAUGGUGGUGACUGGUAUACUGGGAGCUUACGUUGCAGGAAUGGCACUCAGAUGGCGCUGGCUGGCUGUGCUAUGUUCUUUCCCACCCUGCAUAAUGCUCGUGUUCAUGUCCUUCAUGCCUGAAACACCUAGGUUCCUGCUGAACCAGAAAAAACGCACUGAAGCUAUGGCUGCUUUACAGUUUCUACGGGGAUCAGAGGUGGACCAUGAAUGGGAAUGCAGGCAGAUUGAAACUAGUGCGGAGGAGCAGCACAGACUAAGUGUUGCUGAAUUUAAGAAUCCAUCUAUCUACAAGCCAUUUCUUAUUGGUGUGGCACUGAUGUUCUUCCAGCAAGUAACAGGGAUUAAUGCAAUUAUGUUUUAUGCAGAAACUAUCUUUGAAGAAGCUAAUUUUAAGGACAGCAGAAUGGCCUCUGUUGUUGUGGGUUCCAUACAAGUGUUUUUCACAGCUGUGGCUGCACUUAUUAUAGAUAAAACUGGGCGAAAAGUACUGCUUUCUAUUUCAGGGGUCAUUAUGGCUAUCAGCACUGCAGCAUUUGGGCUGUACUGUAAAGUGAUCCUUCCAAACCCUCAGAAUUCAUCACAACCUGACUUAUUGACUACACUAAAUUCAACAUCUGUAGGAGCAGAAAACAACCUAGCAUGGUUGGCUGUAGUGAGCUUGGGGCUGUUCAUCACUGGUUUUGCCCUUGGUUGGGGUCCCAUUCCUUGGCUGGUGAUGUCUGAAAUAUUCCCACUUAAAGCUAGAGGGAUUUCCAGCGGUGCCUGUGUCUUAACAAACUGGUUGAUGGCUUUUUUAAUAACCAAGGAAUUUCAUGAUCUUACAGGCUUCCUGACUUCCUAUGGCACUUUCUGGCUUUUCUCUGUCUUCUGUAUUCUAAAUGUAAUUUUUACUGUCCUGUAUGUGCCUGAAACAAAAGGAAGGACAUUGGAACAAAUAGAGGCUCACUUCCGAAGAUCACCUGUGACCUGAGGUUCUUUCCCUGUAGGAAAGUUUUCCUAUUAGGUUACUGUUAGUGUUAUUGCCUAAACUUUUCCAAGGAACAUCCUCUGGGUUAGUAGGCUGCACCUGAAUUCAUGAUGUGGUUAAACAUGGUUUAAAUCAACUUCUAAUCAAUUUUGUUAACUUUGGCAAAAAUCUGAAUUGCACUGUGGAGAACCAAAACAUUGUUCUCAUAUGCAUGUAUGCAUUCAGCUUCUUUCAGGUAUACAAAGCAGCAGGUGGUGCUCAUUCACUCUGAUACAUGAGUUAUUCUCUCCUUUUCCCAGGCCUUGGAGCUUCAUUUGGGCUGUCACUGUCUUUCUCUUUCCAAUGUUCCCUUUACCUACUGUAGAUCAGUUAUGAAGGCUGAAUAACUGCUUUUAAUAGAUUAGCUGGUAUGCUGUUCAUUCUGUC